AUGGAUAAAGAGAACCUCAAGAGAGGCGAUAGGUCGCCGAUUGUUUUAACGGACUCAGAACAAGAUGAUUUUACAACUUCAACAUCGAAGAAACCAAAAUUUGUAUGUCAAGGUUUAUUUAAACGUAACGUUAAGGUUUAAGGCAACUCCAACUGCUAUUCAAAGGAAACGAGAGGAAGCACUACUGUUGUCUGCUCAGAGAAAGGCUGAAAGGGAAAGAUUGAAAUUGUAAGUUUAAGUUAUUUUAGUAAUUUGAUUUUAGGGAACGUGAAUUGCUAAAGCAAGAAAAGGAACGGCAGAAAGAAGAGGAGCGAAGAAAGAAAGAAGAAGAAAGGGAACGGCAAAAAGAAGAGAAACGACAACGACUUGAAACUAUCAGAAGACAAAAAGAAGCCGAUAAAGAAGCAAAGAGAAAGAUAGAUGAAGCCAAGAAACACGCCGAACAAGAAGCUAAACGGUUGAAAGAAGCCAAGAAGAAAGCGGAUGAAGAAGCGAGGUUGAUUAAGAGGAUGAACAAGGCGAAAGAAGAUGAAGAGAAGCGUAGGAAGAAAGAGGUAAACAGUCCCAUAGCUCUAAUUCUGGAUUACAUUUGCAGAAAGAAGAAGAGAGGAAGAGGAAACAGUCUCAAAUGUUCUGCGGCUUCUUUGUUAAAGUUACUAAAGAACGGAGGACAUUGGAAUGGGGAACGGACAAGUUUAAACCUUAUGAAAUCAAGGAAGGCUUUGUUUUAGCGCCAAUUCUGCGACGACCUCCAUUAAGUCCAGAUGUAUAUGAAAAUUUGUUGAAAAUGGAAGACGAAGUAUGUCUUAUCGAAUGUAUAGUCCUGGGCAAAUAUUUUUGACCACCCCCUUGACCCCUUUGGCGUAGGAGUUUAAUUGAGCGGCAUGCACAUUGCAAGGUUUCAAGAUCUUGUAUCACCAACUCCAAUGAACAACUUAAUAGUGUUUCUAGAACAGGAAAGUCGUUGUUGUCGUCUCGGGUAUCAUUUACCAUGUAGACAAUAUGAGUUGUCACACGCCGAAAUUGUUAAAAAAUAAUGCUCACGUCCUUGCAGGCCCAUAAAGAGUAUUUUAAGAUAACUGAACCAUUUCGCUUACUCUUAAGAGUGACAUAGAAAACUUUAGUAAUUUAAAAAUGAUUAAAAAGUCCGAUUUUUGAAAAAUUUGCGUUACUGAGUGAUGUAUGUAAACCAUACCCGCACGCUUCAGUAGCUUGAAUCCUACCAUCACAUUGAACCAACCCCAAAACCUAAAUUCACCCAAAAAGGAUAAUGUUGUGCGAUUGGUGGACUUGUAUGGGAGGUAUUUAUUAGGAAUUGCUCCCUGGUGGUAAAACUCACUAAAUAACUGUAUUAUCGCCUGUUGGACCGCGUUGCCGAAAAUGUUAGAGAAAAAUGGAACAAAUGUUCCUCCUUCACAACAGCGCCUGCUACCACAUUGCAAAAAUCGCGCGCAAAAAAUUCAGGGAGAAUGUAUGGACUUUACUGCUCUACCCACACUACACCCCAGCCUUGGCACCUUAUGAUUACCAUUUGCUCAGAUCGCUAAGCUACCGUUUGGGAGAUGUGCGGUUCGAUUGUUUGGGGGACCUCAAAACGGGCCUUUCUGACAUUUUUGAUUAUAAAUACCCUAGUUUUUAAGCUCGCCAAUUGAAUCCUUGUCGGAACGUUGCAAUACGUAGCGGAUACCGACGGUGGAUACUAUGUUUGGUUUCCCGUUACAACUGUCUAAAUAAAUUUGUUUGAAAAAAAAAACAAAAAAAGGGAAAACUUUCGUUCCAACCUAAUAUUUUUUUGAAAUUCCAUCGAUUAAAAAUGGCGGGUCUCAGCUCCAGAAAAAUAUAAAUUUUACAAGGAAAGUACUUCUAUGGGGUGUGGAAUUACCGGCCGAGAUAUAUAUCAAAAAAUUCGCAAAAAUUUUCUGAUUCAGAAUAUAUAUAAAUUAGCUGCCUAAUUUUGGUCUAUCAGCGAGUUUUUUCAAUAAAUGUUUUUCUCGAGGAAAAAAAUCUGCGGCAACAAAAGCGCGCUCGGUCUCUUCCUUCGGAAGAGAGCGGUGUGGCCGAGUGGUUAGAGCGCUGGGUUGGAAAUCCGCGGGAAACGGGUUCGAUUCUUUUUGCCACACUAGAUCCCAUUUUUUACAUUGGAACUACUUUUAAAGUGUAGUUGUAAUCCAAUUUGAUAUGUUAAGGCUUGUCAAGGCCUCAGAAUUUAGUUUAGCACAAAACAAAAUUUUUUUAUUGGUAAAAACACGGUCAAAAAGACACUUGCAUGGUAUCGCGAGAAAACUUCUGAGGACAAAAACAUGUCAUUAGACCAAAAUUAGGCAGCUAAUUUUUAUAUAUUCUGAAUCAGAAAAUUUUUGCGAAUUUUUUGAUAUAUAUCUCGACCGGUAAUUCCACACCCCAUAGAAGUACUUUCCUUGUUAGGAAAAUCGGCGGAGUCUUUGCGGAGAAAUCCGAAGAAAAAAGUUGUUAGUUUCAAGUGGCCCACCCUGUACAUACCCGGAAAAGUCCCACUUCACGGGAAUUUGGGUAUAUACCCGGGGUAUAUGCCCCGUCCGAACCCUACUCGCGGGGCAUAAAGUUGUAAUGACUUUACGUGCCAAAUUUCAAAGCGAUCAGGUUAUCUUCACUGGAGAUAACCUGAUCGCUUGAUGGGUGGUGAAAAAUGUAUGUCCGGCAGUAUAUUUGUCUUUACGAGUGUUAAAUGUAAUUGAAGGCUGUUUCAGAAUGUAAAUUAUCUAAAUAAUCUUCCCAGACGCGAAAACAUUGUCAAGGAUCCAUUGAGGGCCAAGUUAUUCCAAUUCUGUGAAAGUGAGAGACCCCCUUAUUAUGGAACAUGGAGACAUAGAAGUUCCUUGAUUACAGGACGGAGGCCGUGGUUUAAAGCUGUAAAUGUAGGUUAGCUGAUGCGUGGCAUUAAGAUUUUUUAGCAAGUGGAUUAUGAUCGUGAUUCUGAGAACGAAUGGGAGCCUGAGCCAUCUGAGGGAGAAGACUGUAAAUCCGAGAAAGAAAGUGCUGUAAGUAUUGUCUUUAUUAUAUUUCGAUUAAAACCUCAUGUCUACGUCUGUUUCAGAAAGGAGAAGAAUAUCAAAACGACGAAUUUUUGAUGGAUCACGGUUAUCUUUCCUCGAAUGAAGGAAGCGGCGAUGAAGUAGAAGAUGUAAAUGGCGUCAGACAACAUACUCGUCGAGCCGGCGAGUUCACUACGGACAACAAAAGAAAAGACCUUCGAAAAAAGCGAAAAGAAUUGAAGAUAAAAUUCUACGGAGUCAGCUACAAAAUGCCAAGAAGUAAUACUAUUUCAUUGGAGUUGUAUAAGCACGUCCAGAAAGGAUUUAUUUUCCGUUAUGGAGCCAACUAA
Molecule: messenger RNA, 3361 nt
Organism: Bursaphelenchus xylophilus (pine wood nematode)
Lineage: Eukaryota; Metazoa; Nematoda; Chromadorea; Rhabditida; Aphelenchoididae
Source: the annotation of a GenBank genome assembly